Messenger RNA from Penicillium angulare, 1323 nucleotides. Its product is annotated as putative lipoate--protein ligase. Bases 1 to 1323 code for a protein of 440 amino acids. The transcript has 3 exons. Gene Ontology annotation, cellular component: mitochondrion; cytoplasm. The record is from RefSeq and is a predicted model, not a curated record. Lineage: Eukaryota; Fungi; Ascomycota; Eurotiomycetes; Eurotiales; Aspergillaceae. Gene Ontology annotation, molecular function: lipoyltransferase activity. Gene Ontology annotation, biological process: protein lipoylation.
AUGCUUCAGAGAUGCCUCCUAUCGACAAGGUGCAGUAGCACAAGGCAAUGGAUCCGACAUAACUCUUCCUUUCCCGUCCACCGGUUCGCCGAAUUCGCUCGUCGUCCGGCUUCCCAGCACCAGAUUUAUCAGUCAUUAUCGACGGACCCUUACGUCAAUUUAUCGAUCGAGCACUUCUUACUAGAAAAUGCCCCCGACGACUCGAGCAUUCUCUUUCUUUACAUCAACAAACCUUGUGUGGUAGUUGGUCGUAAUCAAAAUCCUUGGCUUGAGACAGCCCUCCACACGCUUUAUAAUGAUCGUCGCGAAAACACGCCCGGAGACGAUAGUGCUGUUUUUGUUCGAAGACGAUCUGGCGGCGGAGCGGUCUUUCACGAUGAAGGCAAUCUCAAUUAUAGCGUGAUCUCGCCCCGGACAACUUUCACGCGCAAUAAGCAUGCCGAGAUGGUGGUUCUCGCUCUGCACCGCGUCGGCGCAAUCAACACGAGCGUCAAUGAUCGACACGAUAUUGUCAUGACGCCUUCAGAUGUGACACAAGCUGACAGAAAUGAACCGCCAUUCCGGAAGGUCUCCGGAUCCGCAUUCAAGCUGACCCGACAUCGGGCGCUACACCAUGGUACGUGUUUGCUUGAUUCGCCGAACAUCCAUGAUUUGGGCCGGUUCCUGCGUUCUCCGGCGCGUGGGUUGAUCAAGGCUAGAGGUGUCGAUAGUGUCAGAUCACCCGUGGGGAAUGUCUCGAGUGCGCUGGCGGACUCGUUCUUCUCUAUGCAAGCAGUUAUGGACAACGUGGUGGAGGAAUUUGCCCGGCUGUAUAAUGUUGAUUCCGAUGCCGUGCGACGCGCACGCCGAGCCCAUGCGGUUGAGCCGGAGAUUUUCGCCGGCGAGAAUUGGGUUUCAGGGACGGUUGGAGAUAUUCACGGGGACGAGGAACCUGCCAUCGCUAAAGGCAUUGCAGAGUUGCGAUCUCUGGACUGGAAGUACACACAGACUCCACAAUUUACCUUUUCGACUUAUCCUACCGAGGAGGAUCCUCGAGAGCGUCCGCCUUUACCUCCAUCGCUCUCUGCGUCGACUCGUGCAUUCCUUCGCCUGAAACAUGGCGCAGUCAUUGAGAGCAACAUUUCCAUCUCAUCGGAGGCAUCCGUUGCUUCUGUUCAAGCAAGCCAGGUUCACGAACUUUUGAAUGGGCAGAAGCUACAUGAGAUGACUGUUGAACGUUGGGCAGAUGUCCUACAACAAGGCUUGGGCGCCACUGAUGGCGUAGAUGAAAGCUCGAUUCAAGCCUUGGCCAAAUAUCUAGCAGACAUGCUAGGGGGGCAUUGA